AAGAUGCCUCGUGGAAGCCGAAGCCGCACUUCCCGCGUAGCCCCUCCAGCCAGCUGGGUGCCUCAGAUAAGAACUGUGCCCAGGCCAGAGCCUGAAGCUCAGCCACCAGCAGAGGCUCCACCAUCUGCUGUUGGCUCCCCUGCUGCUGCUCCCCGGCAGCCAGGUCUGAUGGCCCAGAUGGCAACCACUGCAGCCGGCAUGGCUGCGGGUUCUGCCGUCGGCCAAACUCUGGGUCAUGCCAUCACUGGUGGCUUCAGUGGAGGAAGUAAUGCUGAGCCCUCUAGGCCUGACAUCACUUACCAGGAGCCUCAGGGAACUCAGCUGGCACAGCAGCAGCAGAAUGGCCCAUGCUUUUUUGAGGUGAAACAGUUUUUGGAGUGUGCCCAGAACCAGGGUGACCUUAAGCUUUGUGAAGGUUUCAGUGAGGUGCUGAAACAGUGCAGAUUGGCGAACGGGUUAGCUUAAUCAAGAAGUUCCAGUUGAAGGCAUGAAAAAUCAUCUCUCAUGACCAUGUUGAUUUAGCAUUAAAAAUAUAAUUGAUAGUGAAGAUAUAAAGUGUGAAGCCACCAGUUAAACCGCUCCACAAUCAUUAAUAGCUUUUGUGGUUCAGGAUUGCCGUGGAAGAGGGUAUUCUCACCAUAUAGAAGCUCACUGAGAUGAUACUGAGUUUGGGGCUAGGCGGAAG
Physeter macrocephalus (sperm whale) is the source of this 685-nucleotide messenger RNA. Its product is annotated as coiled-coil-helix-coiled-coil-helix domain-containing protein 2-like. Gene Ontology annotation, biological process: mitochondrion organization; positive regulation of transcription by RNA polymerase II. Gene Ontology annotation, cellular component: nucleus; mitochondrion. NCBI's taxonomy places the organism in Eukaryota, Metazoa, Chordata, Mammalia, Artiodactyla, Physeteridae. Gene Ontology annotation, molecular function: sequence-specific DNA binding. The coding region runs from base 4 to 465 and encodes 153 amino acids. The record is from RefSeq and is a predicted model, not a curated record. The transcript is spliced from 2 exons.